Molecule: messenger RNA, 618 nt
Organism: Penaeus monodon (black tiger shrimp)
Lineage: Eukaryota; Metazoa; Arthropoda; Malacostraca; Decapoda; Penaeidae
Exons: 3
Coding region: 1-618 (205 amino acids)
Source: RefSeq, a predicted model, not a curated record
AUGACUUCGAUGGCACUCCAGGUGAAAUUGCGAAAAAUAAACAUUACUCUGGAAAACUCCGCCGUCAUUCCAAAGCAAUGCGUCCUCUCGAGUAGCUCCAUGCAGCAUGAUUUUAUGGCUUACGACGCGGAGGGGUCUCGCCUGACCCCUUCGAUAAAUGGGCAAGGGCUACCAUGCCAAAAUGGACUGGCACGGUUAAGGAGGCAAGUCGAGAGAACGAGAAUUGGUACAUUAAAUGUAAGUGCUAUGAAUAGGAAGAACCUCGAAAUGAAGAAUAAGCGUGUUGGCAUAUUAUGUGUGCAGGAAACGCGCUGGAAGGAUGACAAAACAAAGGAUAUUUGGGAGGGUUAUAAAUUACUGUAUAGUGGAGCAGAUGUGAGAGGAAGAAAUGGUGUAGGUGUUAUCCUUAGUAGAGUUAUGAAGGACAACGAAAGUAAGGAUGAAAAGUUAGUCAUAGGAGGUGAAAUAAAUGACCAUAUAGGAACAGAAAAGAGAAUACAUGAAGGGUGGGGAAUGGAGGGGAUAAAUGAGGAAGGGAAAAGCAUCAUAGAUUUUGAAGUAGCAUACGACCUAGCAACAGUUUCUACUUUCUUCAAGAAGCAUAGAUACGAAACAUAG